CCGGCCCGCGCCCCUCCUGGCCCGGUCCCGCCCCUCCCCCGCCCCGAGUCCCUCGCGCUGCCCCCCGCCCCGCGGCGUCCGGACGAUGCUCAAGUCCCGGCUCCGCAUGUUCCUGAACGAGCUGAAGCUGCUGGUGCUGACGGGCGGGGGGCGGCCCCGGGCCGAGCCGCAGCCCCGAGGGGGCGGGGGAAGCGGCUGCGGCUGGGCGCCCUUCGCCGGUUGCUCCUCCCGGGACGGCGACGGCGAUGAGGAGGAGUACUACGGGUCGGAGCCGCGGGCCCGGGGCCUGGCCGGCGACAAGGAGCCGCGGACCGGACCCCCGCCGCCGCCCGCACCGCCGCCGCCGCCGCCCCCGGGCGCGCUGGACGCCCUGUCGCUCAGCAGCAGCCUGGACAGCGGGCUCCGAACCCCCCAGUGCCGGAUCUGCUUCCAGGGCCCGGAGCAGGGGGAGCUCCUGAGCCCCUGCCGCUGCGACGGCUCAGUGCGCUGCACACACCAGCCCUGCCUCAUCCGCUGGAUCAGUGAGAGGGGCUCCUGGAGCUGUGAACUCUGCUACUUCAAAUACCAGGUCCUGGCAAUCAGCACCAAGAACCCGCUGCAGUGGCAGGCCAUCUCCCUGACGGUCAUCGAGAAGGUGCAGAUUGCAGCCAUAGUUCUGGGCUCGCUCUUCCUCGUGGCCAGUAUCUCCUGGCUCAUUUGGUCCUCACUCAGCCCUUCAGCCAAGUGGCAACGGCAGGAUCUGCUUUUUCAAAUCUGCUACGGCAUGUAUGGCUUCAUGGAUGUUGUCUGCAUAGGCCUCAUCGUCCAUGAAGGCUCGUCUGUCUACCGAAUCUUCAAGCGCUGGCAGGCAGUGAACCAGCAGUGGAAGGUCCUGAAUUAUGAUAAGACCAAGGACAUAGGUGGAGAUGCAGGGGGAGGGACGGCAGGGAAGCCAGGCCCCAGGACCUCACGGACGGGCCCUCCUGCAGGGACCACCAGCCGUCCCCCAGCUGCCCAGCGCAUGCGGACGCUCUUGCCUCAGCGCUGUGGUUACACAAUCCUGCACCUCCUUGAACAGCUGCGGCCACCAGAUGCCCGUUCAAGCUCCCAUUCUGGCCGAGAGGUUGUCAUGCGGGUCACCACAGUCUGACCUGGACUUCAGGAGCAGGGAUCUUAAGUCAAUGCAUCAGCCAGAGAGCAGCUGUCAUAGCUGCUGGAGGUGCCACCUGGACAAGGUGGGGCAUGGUGCUCUCACCACUGAGGAUAUCUUUGGGCGCCCUCAAGCUGGAGACAUUGUCUGGCCUCUGCUGCCCACUGGGUAGAGACAACUGGAUGACAUUCCAGCUCCCACUGACAGCUCCUCAUACUCAUCUUUAGGUGGCCAGUGAGCAGGAGGGGAGAGCAGCUUUUCUUCCCUGGAAAGAACCGUCUUUACCUCAGCUCCUAGGGCCUCCAGCCCCCAGGCUCCACCAUGGUGACUUGGUGAUGUGGGACAAAUGCCAGAAGAAAGGGGCUGUAGACCCCCAUUCCCCACCCCGUGGCCACAGGGCAUCUGGCAAUAAGACUAGUAUACAUUGACCUCCCAUUCCCUGCAUGAGGGCAAGGGACUUCCCCCUGCUCCACCCCCCCAUUGCAUGGGGGAAGGGCAUAAAGAGUCAUUUAUAUGCACGUGGAGACUCCUUUCUCAUCUGGGGCUUUUCUGGAGGGUUAGGAGUUGUGGGGAGGUUUCUCUGCACAGGUUGCUAGUCCCAAAUGCAGCAGUGGGUUCUGAGUUGGAGGUGUGACUCCCACUUGCUAGUGAAUAAUUCACAUUGGCUGCUAGGUGGAAGUGCUCAAAGGGGUGGGCCUACCACCUGUGAGUUGUAUGAUUUAGAAAAACAUCUCUCGGCUAUGGUUUUCCUGUCUACCUCAUAGAGUUGGAAUAAGGAUAAAUGAGAGACAGGUUGGGUGCCAUUGCAAAGAAAAUAAUUGCAUUAAAAAGAUUUUUACACUA
This is a messenger RNA of Heterocephalus glaber (naked mole-rat), 1972 nucleotides long. RefSeq names its product membrane associated ring-CH-type finger 9 (gene Marchf9). The record is from RefSeq and is a predicted model, not a curated record. Gene Ontology annotation, biological process: protein ubiquitination. Gene Ontology annotation, cellular component: trans-Golgi network; Golgi stack. Lineage: Eukaryota; Metazoa; Chordata; Mammalia; Rodentia; Bathyergidae. Gene Ontology annotation, molecular function: ubiquitin-protein transferase activity; zinc ion binding.